Messenger RNA from Eriocheir sinensis (Chinese mitten crab), 969 nucleotides. RefSeq lists its product as uncharacterized. Lineage: Eukaryota; Metazoa; Arthropoda; Malacostraca; Decapoda; Varunidae. The transcript has a single exon. The record is from RefSeq and is a predicted model, not a curated record. The coding region runs from base 1 to 969 and encodes 322 amino acids.
AUGAAGGUAUGUGCAAGCUGUGAGGAGGAGGCGAGGAGGAAGAAGGAGGUGUGCCGUGCAUGUGAGAAGAAAGUAAAAGAAGGAGACAAAGGCCUACAGUGUGAUGGGUGUGAGAGCUGGGCCCAUAUUACAUGUGAGGAGGUGAAAAUGGAGUUAUAUGAAGGGCUUGAAAAAUCUAAAGAGGAGCUAUGGUUCUGUAGAAAAUGCAAACCAGUGGUGAAAAGAAGUAUAAAUAAGGUGGGCCUACUUGAAGAGGAACUAGUGAGGAAAAAGAAAGAAAUGGAACUGCAGACACAAGAAUUGGAGGACAUGAAGGAGUGGUUAAGAGCUUUAGAGGUAGAAAAUAGAAGCAUGGCAGAGCAGCUGAGAAACCUUGGGGGAGGAGGCGUGACCCAGGGACCUCGGGCACCUGAGAUGCUGAAGAUGCCAGAUGUGGACAACAGAAAGGAGGCAACAGCGCAGCAGAAGAGGGAAACCAAGGUGGACUCUGGAGUGAUGGGGGCUGCCGCUGUGGAGAAAGACUGUGUCGUGGAGAGUCAGUGUGAAGUGGUAGAGUCAAGUGUAGAGACAAAGGGUAAGGCUAGCAAUGAAAUUAAUGCUAGCAAAGGGGAAAAAAUGGGGGUAGAAGAAGCCAAAGGUGAAAAAAAUAAAAGUGAUCAGAAAGAAAAAGACAGUGAACAAGACCACACAUACAACAAAGAAGAAGAAAAGAAACAUCAGGAGAAGGACAAGCAGCCACGGAAGGACCAGAUAACAGAAAAGCCACCAAGCAAACCAGUCGGAGGAGGAGGAAUGGAAAGCAACAAAGAACAUCAGCCCCCAGCGAUGAUUGAAACCCAGCUGGAGGAGAGGCAACGAAAAAAAGGAGGACGAGACAACACAGGAUGCUGUAACAUGGACAGGGGUGGGGACCCAAGCAUGGACGAAGGUGAAGCAUUGGGAGCAGUUAAAGAUGAAGAAAUCUGGUAA